AUGUCCACCCCUGCAAACCUUGACCGCCCUAUUGCGGAUCUUCUCCGUGAAGGCACCGUCAGUGCUCACAAGAACGUCGAGACGUCCAAGGGUGCCCUCGCUCUCACCCAUGGCGAGCUCGACAGAGAGGAAUAUGUUCGUUUCCUCAUCAUGCUUUACAACGUUUACGAUCUUUCAUUCGUCUCUUGCUCCGUGCCGGUCUUUGGGAUCUCCAGUACGUUAGAGACAGCGCUGGAGAAGCAUGCCUCCAACCCUGUCCUUGGUCCUACGUACAACCCACCACUUCUUGCACGGUCACCCGCCUUGCUCUCGGAUAUCUCUCACAUUCUCGGCCACCCGCUCUCUACCAUCUACUCCCAUCCUCUGGUGGCCUCCCUCGCUAUCUCGCCAUCAUCAUCAUCCUCUUCACGACCUCCACCGAACCCGAAGGAUAUCCCAACCGGUCUAGAGGAGUACGUGUCCCGCCUCUCUACUCUCGCCGUCUCGCCCGACCCUGCGCCUCUCCUUGCACACGCCUACGUACGCUACCUCGGUGACUUGUCGGGUGGACAGCAGAUUAAGCUUAGAGUUAAGAAAGCUUACGGCUUGGAAGAGGACGAUGGGCAGGGCAUCAGCUUUUAUGAGUUCGGAAAGUUGGGUGGCGAGACUGGACCUGCCACCAUGGGAGACAUGAAGAAGAUCAAGGAAUGGUACAGGGAGGGUAUGAACGCUGGCGUGGGCGAUGACAAGGACCUGAAACUAACCAUCGUUGCCGAAGCCAACAAAGCGUUCGAACUCAAUACAGGCCUCUUCGCAUCAUUGCGAGCCCCUUCCAGCCCUCCCUCCAAGUCCUCCACUCCUCCGCCCUCGGAAGAGACGUUCCUCGGCGACCCUACAUCCCCUACGACCGAGAAGUCACACUUCGAGAAGGCACGUGAGGAGUCGAUCCAGCUCUUGCAGACCAACCCGCAAGUAGGCCUGAAGGAGCCGACGUUCACCAUGGCUGGCGUGCUUUCGUUCUUGGUUGCAUUGGGGAUCGCCCAUCUAGCGUUGACUAUCGGCGGGUUUACGGGUGCGCGUGGUUGGGAGAAGUUGGAGGCCGUGGAGGAGUGGGUUGCGGGUCUUUUCGGGCAAUGA
Stereum hirsutum FP-91666 SS1 is the source of this 1116-nucleotide messenger RNA. Its product is annotated as heme oxygenase-like protein. Lineage: Eukaryota; Fungi; Basidiomycota; Agaricomycetes; Russulales; Stereaceae. Gene Ontology annotation, biological process: heme oxidation. Gene Ontology annotation, molecular function: heme oxygenase (decyclizing) activity. The coding region runs from base 1 to 1116 and encodes 371 amino acids. The record is from RefSeq and is a predicted model, not a curated record. The transcript has 3 exons.